Cadophora gregata is the source of this 1248-nucleotide messenger RNA. RefSeq lists its product as uncharacterized. Gene Ontology annotation, cellular component: mitochondrion. The transcript has 2 exons. The record is from RefSeq and is a predicted model, not a curated record. Bases 1 to 1248 code for a protein of 415 amino acids. Lineage: Eukaryota; Fungi; Ascomycota; Leotiomycetes; Helotiales; Ploettnerulaceae.
AUGCGUCGAAUAGCCAGAUUAGACAGGUCAAUUGACCUUCUCCGCACGAGAGCGACAGUCCAAGGACCAUCCACAUACCUCUGCUCAGCGUGCAAGCACCAUGCCUCCCCUUUCUCGACAUCAACUCUCCGAGCCGCGAAGAACGGCAAAGUGACAUUGACGGAGAAGCUCCGCAGGAAGAUAUGGGGAACAGACAAUCCUCCCGGAUUGGAAGAUCCAUACAGCGAUAAAAGCGUGUUCGAUCAGACAAAGAACAAGGAACAGCAUCUGGAGAAGGACGAGAGAGCUGCUGCUAGGCUCAGACAUCGGAGCGCCACCAAAAUUGGGAAGUAUUCUGGAUACAAACCUGCGUCUACCUGGGAUGGUUUAGAGCGAGUUGGUUGGAGCGAGGAUCGUUGGGAUCCGGAGAAUUUGUAUGCGCCGUUCGUGCCGAUGGAUGUCAAGACCGAUAACGACGAGAUCACGGCGGCGUUGCACAGGGCUAUGGUCGAGGUUUUCGCUCUGCGGGAGGCUGGUUUGCCACUAGGACAGCUCUCAAAUCAUGCACCUGGCCAGGAUUUGACCCUCGAUGUUACUUUCGAGCAGUCAUCUUCUGGGCCGGUGCUCAAAUUCAUGGAUGCUGCGCCGCCGCUGGAGGACAUCGUGGAGUCUCUUACCCAGGCUGGGGAUGAAACUGCUGAACAUGAGAAUCCCACUGAGUCCGAGGAGGAUGUUGCGGCUGAUCGCUCGACUAUUGAUCCUCUGCGCCCUGAUGCGGAACCAGCUGCAGAGGAUACUUUAGAGAAAAGGAACCCUACUGAGAGUGAGGAAGACGUUGAUGCUGAUCGUUCAUCUGAGGAUCCUUUGCACCAAGCAAAUGCUAUGGAAGUUACCUAUGAGGAACUGAUUGCUUCCUGGGGAUCGUCCUGGCUGGAAGUUUCACUUGAGAACCCUGAGAUCAAGUUUGCUGUACUGAAGCGCAUGAUGCAACUAACCGGUAUCCGCAUUCCAGACGCCCACCUCAACUCGUCCAAGACCGCUUCCGCCCUCCUGAAGUUCCUCAUCAUCCCACCCAAACCUCGUAAGCUGGUCGAGGUUCUCAGCCAGAAGGAAGACCUCGUUACCCUUCCGAAUGUCAGUAUCUACGCAAGGCGUAUCACCCCGAUUGACAGGGAGAGAAGCUUGGGCAGAUGGAAGGUCAUUGAGAAAGAACUUGAGGAGAAGGGAUUGCCUAUUACCGGACAUGAAUCGAGGCGUGCACAGCUUUGA